AUGAUGAGUCUUCAAAGCGUCGCUAACGUAACGGGAAAAAGAAUGAUUUCUAGCUCAGUCCGUGUGAAAGCAAAACCACGUCAUUUGGUGAACAUGAUGCAAUUGACUAAUGGCGAGUUGAACUCUUUAAUCCAGAAAGCUGAAACUUACAAAAAGAUAAUAAAAAAAGGAGAACCUUCUGUUGAAAAUCAUAAUAAGCUUCUAGGAAAAUUAGUCGCUUUACUUUUCAACAAGAGAUCAACCAGAACAAGAAUUAGUACUGAAGGUGCAGCCUCAUUCUUUGGUGCGCAACCUAUGUUUUUAGGAAAAGAUGAUAUACAACUAGGUGUCAAUGAGAGUGUCUAUGAUACGACCAAAGUUAUAAGCUCAAUGACUUCAUGUAUAUUUGCCAGGGUGAGCUCACACCAAGACAUUCUUGACCUUUGCGAGAAUUCUUCUGUCCCGAUAAUAAAUUCUUUGUGUGAUAGGUUCCAUCCAUUACAAGCUAUAGCAGACCUUCUCACCAUCAAAGAAGAAUUUGGAGAUACCAAGGGGUUAAAACUUACUUGGAUAGGUGAUGCAAAUAAUGUUAUAAAUGAUUUGUGUAUUGCUGCUCUUAGAUCUGGCAUUUCAGUAUCUAUUUCUAUUCCAAAAGGGAUAGUGUUCGACGAAGAAGUCAAGAAGAAAGCUGAAGAAAUAGCUAAAGAUCAAAAGCUAUCCUUUGAGAUAUUGAAUGAUCCUUUGAGUGCGUUGCAUAAUGCGAAUGUUAUUGUUACAGAUACUUGGAUUUCUAUGGGCGAAGAAGCUGAAAAAGCUGAGAAGUUGAAGCAAUUCGAAAAUUACCAGAUUACUAGCUCAAUGAUUUCAAAGGGAAAGGCAAGUAGUAAUUGGAAGUUUAUGCACUGCUUGCCAAGGCAUCCUGAAGAAGUGUCAGACGAUGUAUUUUACAGUGAAAAUUCUUUGGUAUUCGAGGAAGCGGAAAAUAGAUUAUACGCAGCAAUGGCUGCCAUAGAUGCCUUUGUGAUUGAAGGCAAUAAGUCCCUGGAGUGA
Priceomyces carsonii is the source of this 1029-nucleotide messenger RNA. RefSeq names its product ornithine carbamoyltransferase (gene ARG3). Lineage: Eukaryota; Fungi; Ascomycota; Pichiomycetes; Serinales; Debaryomycetaceae. Gene Ontology annotation, biological process: L-citrulline biosynthetic process. Bases 1 to 1029 code for a protein of 342 amino acids. Gene Ontology annotation, molecular function: ornithine carbamoyltransferase activity; amino acid binding. The transcript has a single exon. Gene Ontology annotation, cellular component: mitochondrion. The record is from RefSeq and is a predicted model, not a curated record.